GAGCAUGGUUUGGAAUCCGACCAAGAUUUUAACCUCAAAGAUAUGCUAAGUAAACAAAUCCUAGCAAAUAUAUGUGCCACUCAUGUACACACUGCGCAAAUAGAAACAAAAUGUCUUAUCUUAUUUGUUUAUGAUCUGCAGCCUAGGUUUCCAUGAUGGAAUUUAAAGUAAAAGGAGAAAUUGCGCCGGUUUUUACACCAUUCAAACAAAAUGGGGAUGUAAAUUUGGAUGUAAUUCCACAAUGUGUGCAGCUUUUACUUAAAGAUAAGUCUUUGACUGGUAUUCUUGUUAAUGGAACUAGUGGUGAAGGUAUGUCUAUGAAUACAGCUGAAAGAAAGGCCACAGCUCAAGCUUGGAUGCCAGCUGUAAAGUCACAAAAGAAUCCAUCUCAUGUGAUGAUUCAAGUUGGAGGUACUUCUUUACCAGAUGUGCUAGAGUUGGCAAAACAUGCAGAAAGCAUCAAAGCUGAUUCAAUUCUUUGUUUGCCUGAUCUUUAUAUGAAGCCAAGGAAUAUUUCAGAAUUGGUGGCGUAUUUGCGAGUUGUUUCGAAAGCGGCUCCUAAUACUCCGUUAUUAUAUUAUCACAUUCCUAUGUUUACCAAUGUCAAUAUUCAUAUGGGACAGUUUUUACGUUAUGUACGUGAAAAUCCAGGAUGUAUUCCUACUUUUGUUGGAAUUAAGUUCACUUCUAAUGAUUUGGAUGAGGGAUAUGAAGCGUUAAAAACGGGAUUUUCUGUUUUCUUAGGUGCAGACACGUUAAUGCUUUCCGCUUCACACUUGGGUUUCGAUUCAGUAAUAGCAACGUCUCUGAACUUUUACACCACACAAAUAAUGGAUACAACCAAGUCUAACUCCCAAAGGCAAAAAGAACAACUUGAAUUAAUCAGCGAAGUGAAGCUAAUAACCAAAGAAGGAUGUGGUUGGGUACCAUCAAUGAAAGUGGCAAUGAAUUUAAAAUCCACCGUCAACUAUGGUCCUGUUAGAGCACCAUUACCAGCAUUGACUGAGAAACAAGUCACAGAAAUGAAACAAUCGCUUGCGAUCACCGAAAAACAUUUGUCGCUCAAAGUGAAAAUGUAAAGUACAGAGUGAUUCUUUAGGAUUAUAAUCAUUAUGAACACCAAGUACUGUCUAAAUUGCAUUUCUCUUGAAACCAUAAAUACAUCAGUUGGUCGUUUUCAGGUAAUUCUUUUAAUGUCUCUGGUAACUUGCUAAACUGCUUCUGUAACAUUUAAUAUAAUCAACAUUUUAAUAUCUUAGUAUUAUAACAAGAGAUUUUACCAUU
Molecule: messenger RNA, 1284 nt
Organism: Dalotia coriaria
Lineage: Eukaryota; Metazoa; Arthropoda; Insecta; Coleoptera; Staphylinidae
Product: N-acetylneuraminate lyase-like
Exons: 7
Coding region: 153-1079 (308 amino acids)
Biological process (GO): N-acetylneuraminate catabolic process
Molecular function (GO): N-acetylneuraminate lyase activity
Source: RefSeq, a predicted model, not a curated record